UACAACACGUUCGUUUAUAAAUGGUUAUUACUAACACGUUGACGUUAUCAAUGCAUGUUAUCAAUUUUAUUGACAAAUUGAUCUUAUAUAACCUAUUGCUGCUUUACUUCGAUUAAGGGUUUAUAUGUGUUUCCAGUGUAUUCGUUGUCACACGGUGGUAGUGUGUAUUACCGGCGCGCCGGCGUCUUUCAGUCAAUAAAAUUGUUAUCGGACAUAUUUGUUUAUUCCAAUGUCAUAGUUAUAAAAAUAAUAAAUCUACAAUUAUUAUUAUAAUCAUGAGUACAAAUACAAAAAGAACUAUUUACGUAGGAGGUCUAGCCGAAGAAGUUGACGAGAAAAUAUUACACGCAGCAUUUAUACCUUUUGGUGAAAUUGUUGACGUCCAAAUACCGCUAGAUUAUGAAUCAGAGAAACACAGAGGAUUUGCUUUCAUUGAAUUUGAAAGUGCUGAGGAUGCAGCAGCAGCAAUUGAUAACAUGAAUGAUUCUGAGCUGUUUGGAAGAACAAUAAGAGUAAAUAUUGCAAAACCACAAAAGAUAAAAGAGGGUUCCUCGAAACCUGUCUGGGCUGAUGAUACCUGGUUGCAAGAACAUGCGGGUGAAACCCUCAAAAGUGAUGAUAAUACUAAGUCAACUGAAGCAGUACAAUCCAAGAAAGGAAAACAAAAUCCUCAAGUUUAUUUUGAUAUCAGUGUUGGAAAACAAGAAAUAGGAAGAAUUAUCAUGAUGUUGAGGGCUGAUGUGGUACCAAAGACUGCUGAAAAUUUUCGUGCGUUAUGUACUCAUGAAAAGGGAUAUGGCUAUCAAGGAAGCACUUUUCAUAGAAUUAUUCCAGAUUUUAUGUGUCAAGGAGGAGACUUCACUAACCACAAUGGAACAGGUGGUAAAUCAAUUUAUGGAAAUAAAUUUGAUGAUGAGAAUUUUGAAUUGAAACAUACAGGACCUGGUACUUUGUCUAUGGCAAAUUUAGGACCAAAUACUAAUGGAUCUCAGUUCUUCAUAUGCACAGCUCGCACAGAUUGGUUAGAUGGGAAACAUGUUGUAUUUGGACAUGUUCUUAGUGGUUUAGAUGUUUUAAAAAAAGUUGAAAAAUUUGGAGCAAAAUCUGGUGUGCCUACACAGAAAGUAGUUAUAACAACUUGUGGAGAGCUAACUUAAGUAGUAUUAAAAGCAACUUAACAUGUAUUUUUUUAAAUUCACUCUAAUGUUGUGAAUUUUGUAUUGAAGAUACAAAGUUGUUAAUGUUAAUAAAUUUUCAAAAAGAUAUAGGUAAUGAUAUGACCUAAAACUCAAAGUACAAUAACAAAGUAUAUUUUAUUACAUAUUUGUAUUAUAUAAAUUAUAUUAUCAAUUUUUCUGUAUUUUUUAACUUAUGUACAAACCAAUAAUAAAAUAUCGUAGCU
Molecule: messenger RNA, 1402 nt
Organism: Nomia melanderi (Alkali bee)
Lineage: Eukaryota; Metazoa; Arthropoda; Insecta; Hymenoptera; Halictidae
Product: peptidyl-prolyl cis-trans isomerase E
Biological process (GO): protein peptidyl-prolyl isomerization; protein folding
Cellular component (GO): mitochondrion; cytoplasm
Molecular function (GO): peptidyl-prolyl cis-trans isomerase activity; cyclosporin A binding; RNA binding
Source: RefSeq, a predicted model, not a curated record